AUAUGUAUUUGUUUUGUUCCAGAAGGCGCGUAUAUUUUCACACAUUUCAUUUAGUUUCUCAUCGUGCAAAUAAUACCCAACGAAUCGGUUCCGAGCAAUAGAAUUGGAUGGACGUAAUCGAAAUCGAUUCCCACACACCUGAUACUACACAACGAAGCGACCACCAUGAUACAAUUGAACGUGUAGCGCUGAAGAACAUCACGUAUGAAUUGUUUUUUCGAAACUUUAUGCAACCAAACCGUGCCGUUGUUGUGGAAGGAGUUGCCACCGAUUGGCAGUGCUAUCAGCGUUGGAUCGAUCGGACGGUGGCUCCUCCGAAGCUAGAUGUAUCGUACCUGAAAGGGAUACUGCCAAACGUGCCUGUUCCGGUGGCCGACUGUGGAAAACAGCAUUACAAUUCGCACGAAAAGAUUGAGCUAGCUCUGUAUGACUUUCUGCAGUCUUGGGAGUCCGAUGAAACGAACGCUGAUCAGCGGCAAAGGCAACGCAACCGAUACUACCUCAAGGAUUGGCAUCUGCGUAGUGAACUUCCGCAGUAUAGCUUCUACCGUACACCGGCCCUAUUCGCAUCCGACUGGUUGAACGAAUAUCUCGUCGAGAAUGGGUCAGACGACUAUCGAUUUGUGUACAUCGGACCGAAAGGCACGUGGACUGCCUUCCACGCGGAUGUGUUUGGUUCGUACAGCUGGUCGGUGAAUAUUUUUGGCCGGAAGCUAUGGUAUCUGUUGCCCCCUGGUGAAGAGCAAAAACUGCUCAACAGUCGGCGCAAUUUACCAUUCAUUGUCACGGAGCAAACGCUUCAGGAUGCUGGAGUGGUAUUUUUCUCGAUUCUGCAGGAAGCGGGAGAAGCAAUAUUUGUACCGUCCGGCUGGUACCAUCAGGUGCAGAACGUUGAGGAUGCGAUAUCGGUUAAUCAUAAUUGGUUUAAUGGAUGCAACGUUGGCACGAUAUGGAACAAUCUUCGUGGCGCUUUGGAUGAUGUUCGGCGUGAGAUUGACGAUUGCCGCGAUAUGGACAACUUUGACGAGCACUGCCAGGUGAUGCUGAAGGCAAGCUUCGGCAUAGAUUAUGCCGAUUUCUUGGCAAUCAUUCAAUACGUCUGUGAUAAACGGUUAGCGAGCUUUAAAGAAGGCAGCACGGUGCAGCAAAUAGAUAAUUACGUACUAGGAGGGAAGCACUUGAUGUACGAUUUAAUCACCAUUCGCAAUUUGCUCAUGGAGAUCGAGGAACAGGAUUCGCUAGCCUAUUAUCCUGCACUAAACGAUUUGGUCUUGUCCUGUUUGAAACGAAUUGAAGCUGUACUUUAGAACCUGUUGUACGAUUGUUUUAGUAUUUAUUUUCAAUAACAGAUAAAAAAAAACCCCGAACCAAAUAACUAUCCCCGAAAAAUUAAA
Messenger RNA from Anopheles stephensi (Asian malaria mosquito), 1394 nucleotides. It is a transcript of the gene JMJD4, whose product is annotated as 2-oxoglutarate and iron-dependent oxygenase JMJD4 homolog. Gene Ontology annotation, cellular component: cytoplasm; nucleus. The coding region runs from base 108 to 1307 and encodes 399 amino acids. The record is from RefSeq and is a predicted model, not a curated record. NCBI's taxonomy places the organism in Eukaryota, Metazoa, Arthropoda, Insecta, Diptera, Culicidae. Gene Ontology annotation, molecular function: histone H4R3 demethylase activity; sequence-specific DNA binding. The transcript has a single exon. Gene Ontology annotation, biological process: negative regulation of gene expression; protein hydroxylation; positive regulation of translational termination.